AUGUCUGCAACCGCAAGUAAAUGUUAUGGAGUAGAAAGCGUUUCUAAUUUCUCCAGUACAAUUGAAGUUCCUGGCUAUUUUCCAAAAAUGUUGACGGAAUGGUCUAAAUGUGCACUACGUACUCAACCUUCAGAAUUGAUUCGAUGGUCUGCAAUUUACUUUGACAUGAAAUCUAAUGGUGAACAUCCACCAAUAAAACCCUAUUUGGAUCCACCUGGUCAAAUAUUAGGACCCGGUGGAUUGACUAUAAAUGCUUUGAAAUCACUAGCCAUGACUUUGUCUAAUGAAUUCGAGACUUACGAGAAAAUUGAACAAAUAUGGGAUAUCUUAUCACUUGAUAAAGAUGUAUUAUUAGAAAUAGUUAAAAUCGGAAAAUUUGAACAACUUAAUAAUAUCAAACCAAAUGAAUUUAUAGGAUUUGCUACGGCUUAUCUGAAUGAUAGGCUAAGAAAUACGAUGAUUAUGUUGUGCGAUAUAUUGUCAAAAGAUAAUUUGAAGGGCAUUAUAUUGGAUGAUUUUGUGACUGUUUAUCGAUAUUUGGCACGACUCAAUUGUACAGAAGCAUUAUCGUCGAAUAAAAGUGACAUAGUGUUUUAUGAUAAAAUGAAUAUUGAAGAAAACGACAGUCAGUAUUUUAAGUAUACGGAUUCUCAUUCGAGUAGUUUGAAAGACGAAUGUUCUUACGGUAGUGGAAACGAAGGAACCAAUUUAUUGGAUUCGCUAUCUAUGGAAGGCAUAACAAUUUGGCAAAACGAUAACGACGAACUGAAAUCGUUAACAGAUAUGUUAAAUAUUCACGAAAUAAUCCCACCAACGGUAAAUACUAAUAUUUGUGGUGAUUUUUUAUCACCAACAAAGACACUGAAAGAAUAUCUGAACAACGAAGAUCUUUUAUCGUUACUCAGCGUUUCAAGUAUUAUAUCAAAACCUGAUUCGUCGGAAAUCUCACUAGAUGCAUCGCCGAACGAUAUGAAACUAAUAGAUGAAAAUACGAUAGCCGAAGAAUAUAAUUAUAACGAGGAAACAAUGACUAGCGGUCGUACGUCUUCGGUGUUGAACGAUUUGGAUUCCGACGAAAAAGAUACUAGAAGUGCUCAAAAUGACACAGAUGAAAUUAUAAACGACGAUGUCAUUAACGAGUCAAAUACCAUUCAGGAUAUAACUUCAGAGGGAAAUAUCGAAAUAAGCACUGUGGUGAAAUACGAAGACACUAUUAAUGAUAUGGAUAAUGAAACAUACGAAGAUGACAAUACUAAUAAUACUAUAAAAAAAAUGGAAAUAAAUACCGAUUUUAUUGUCAUGUUGGCUUUGGUUGAGGGGAAAAAUAAUAAUAACUCGGGACAAAAAAUAACUACCGAGAACAACGAACAUAAUUUAGAAGAAGACAAUGAAUCCACCAAAUCUGAGUUUUCGUUGUUAAAUAGAACCGAAUUAAACGAUACAACGAACAUUGAGCAAGGAAAUGACGAUGAGAUCGUAUUUAAUCAGACCUUUAAUGAAAAUGUUUAUAUAAAUACUGGAAUAGAGAGUACAGACGCGAGUGAAACGAGUGAUUCGGAUGAAUUCCAAUAUUCAGAGAUCGACCAACAAAGCCAACAUAGUAUGACAUCGAUAAUGUCGAGAAAAAGCUCCGUCCAAACAUCCAAUAUCACCGAUAUAGUGUUAACGACGAUAGACAAAAAUAUAGACGAAUUAUUAGUAAAUAACGAGUUGUCGAUUUCCGCGGACGAGUUUGGACUUACCGAUGCGACCGUCGAGGAAACCGAACAUUGUUCGUAUGAUAAAAACGAAGACGAAUUAAAGUUUUCAUAUAUAUCUUCGGUCGAAUCGAUCAAGAAUAAAUGCGAAGAAACCGAAUCUUUUCGGACGGAAGAACACGUACGCGUACUCGCUGGUAUUGGACCUGCUAUACCGGAAAAACAAAUACAACUAGUGGUCGACUGGGUGGCCAAAUGCGCUAGUAAUCAAAAUAAUUACGUACAAGAACAAAAUUUAUUACAUUUUCUAUGUCCACCAUUAGACCAUAUAUUAAUGGAUUCUGAUGACAUAUGUAUUUAG
Cinara cedri is the source of this 2058-nucleotide messenger RNA. The record is from the annotation of a GenBank genome assembly. Lineage: Eukaryota; Metazoa; Arthropoda; Insecta; Hemiptera; Aphididae.